ACCAUCCAGCAAAUACUAGCAGACAACUACACAGUCAUCCCCAAUGCAAAGAUCUCAUACGUCGGAUGGUUAACCCGGGAGUCCCCCCUCAAACGCGCAUCAUCAAUCGUGGUGGAAUUCACGGACCCAGAAAUGGCCAACGCCAUCAUCUACGCAGGGAUGGCUUGGGACGGACAGAUACAUACAUGCCAACUCUAUGACCGCGCCUGCAGAGUCAAGCAAUGCUUUCGCUGCUAUAAUUACGGCCACAUCGGUACUCAGUGCAACGCAGCUCAAACAUGCGGCUAUUGCGCGGAGCUACACGAGACCAAGCACUGCGACCAGAAAGGAGUCGAGGACUUCACUCCCAGAUGCCCAGUCUGCAAAGGUGCCCACACGGCAUGGAGCAACGCCUGCCCAGCAAGAAGGAAAGAGAUGGGUCGAGUUGAACAAGCGAAACAGGUUCGGAAUAUUUACUGGCAGGUGCCGCCCAAAGACGAACCACGUGAGAACAACAACCCGCGGAAGAGGACUCGACACGCACAGGACCCUAUCCUCGACCACAUCAUCGCAAUAGGCACCCCCUGUGAAGAACCCUCGGAACACGCAACCAUCGCUCAAGAACCCACACAGACGCAUGGAGACUGUACCCAAGAACAGCGAACACCCCAGGAGACCAUAGCCGCGCAAGCAAUCUCCGACGCGCCAGUCGCAGGAGAUUGUGUAGCAUCAGCACCACGGCAAGUACCGACAUCGCAGCAGUCGGCAACAGAGCAACCCCAAGAGACCGGCCUAGUAGUAGAUGUCGUUCCAAGGACGGACACGGUCGAGGCUGCACUAGCCGAAAUAGCAUCAACCCAGCAACCUAUGUACCCUGUGGAACCCUUACUUGAGGAGUUCGAUUUCGACAUGACUGACGCGGACGAAUGGCUGGCUGAACUGGACAACAACGUCGCCGAGGAAGGAUUGCACGACCCUCAAACGGUGGGAUCGGUUCCAACAUCCACGGCAACAAACACUCGCACAGCCCAGGGAAACAUCUAUAAAGCAUGCCACUGCCCAGGACACCAGGAAAUAUACAGCAACUGGCCGACACGAGACGCUGAACUCCGAAUCGCCCACUGCAUGAGGAUAUGCAUGUACUGCGGCAAAGACUUCGCGGCGGCCGCUGAACUGCGCAGGCACAUCAAGAGGAAGAGGGAGUAUUCGUGGAGAAACCUAACAGUACGAUUCGAAAGGGGGAAACAUGACGCCCUCACUCCGGAAUGGAUACCUAGGCCGUCAAGAACCCGAGUUUCACGGAGCCGCUCGCCAACCCGUCUAAGAACGAGAGCAGCUCGGAGCCAAUCUCGCAUAGACAGUCCCGACGCAGCACCCGUCACCCAAUGCUAAGACACCAAGAAUUGCGCAUCUUACAGUACAACGUCCAAAAGUCAAGAGACGUCGUCCUCGCCAGCCUUUUCCGGAAUCCCAGAAUCCUUGAUUUCGACAUUCUGGCCAUCCAGGAGCCAUGGAGGAACCCGUUUAUCGAGACAUCAUAUCACCCCCUUAAAACGCACUUUCAACUCACAUAUCUGGCCGACCCCGCAACAAGGGUAUGCUUAUAUAUCAGUAAACGGAUCGAUCCUAGCACUUGGAGUGUGUCGUACGUCUCUAAGGAUAUCAUCCGCGUGCAAAUUGUCAACCCCUACUCCAACAGAAUGGUCAAUAUAUUCAAUGUAUACAACGAGGUGGGAACCGACACACUGUCUACACUGACAGAAGCGAUCAGAGCGUUGGACUCACCUGUCGAGACCAUCGUGCUUGGGGACUUUAACCUGCACCACCCUCUCUGGUCAACAGCACAUCGACGUGCAGGCAGCAGGCUAAAUGCCGAAGGCCUUCUCACAAUCAUGGAAGAAUUCCAACUGCACCUCCUCACGGAGCCCGGAACACCGACCCACCGCUGGAAGGAUGGGGAGUCCACGAUCGAUCUAGCUUUCGCAUCGGAAGAUUUGGCAAAUCAUUUAAUUCACUGCAGGAUUGAUAGGAAGCUGGACUGCGACUCCGACCACCUCCCGAUCUCUCUAGCACUCGAUUGGAGCUGGCAACCGGCGAACCCGACAAAGAAACGUUUAUGGUCAAAGACGAAUGUGGAAAUUCUGCGGAGAACCGUUGAGGCACAUCUACCCCGAACCAGUGGCACCCUGGAGCUGAGAGACAAGGAUAGUAUCGACAAAUUCGUCUCCUCCAUCAUCAGCGCCCUGGAUGCCGGCAUCGAGGCAUCAACCCCCUGGUCGAACCCGUCCCCACGCUCGAUCGCAGGAUUUAAUCAGGAGUGCAAAGACCUAUGCACUGAAGUCCAACAGCUUCGCCGAAGGUGGCAACGAUCACGACAGGAAGAGGACUACGAAGCCUACCGGCAGGCGCGAAACAGGAAGGGCCGACUCAUUCAAAAGAUGCUCCGUAACACCCAUCGACAGCGAGUUGAAGAGGCAUCCGCAUCGCAAACGGGUCUGUGGAACCUGGUAAAAUGGGCCCGAAAUAGGCACAACACAACCCCUGCAUUCACACCGUCGCUCGUGAAACCGGAUGGAGGAACCGUCCACCAACCGGAGGAGAAGGCGGAAGUGCUCCGCCAAACUUUUUUCCCGCCACCGCCCCAAGCAGACCUGUCGGAUACGGACGAUUAUGAAUACCCUCAACCCAUCGAAUGCCCGGCUAUCACCGUGGCGGAGAUAGAGAGGGCAGUGCGCAGAGCCUCCCCGAACAAGGCCCCCGGCGCUGACGGCAUCAGCAACGGCACCCUUCAUCAGACGCUUGACAUCCUUCUUCCCAGCCUUCUCGAGCUCUUCAACGCGUGCCUCGAACAGGGCUAUUGUCCCACACACUUCAAGGACACCAUUACAGUAGUCCUUCGGAAACCCGGGAAAGAUGACUAUACGCACCCGAAGGCGUACCGGCCAAUUGCCCUCCUCAACACGCUAGGUAAGGCCCUAGAAGCCAUCAUCGCGAACAGGUUGGCCUACAUGGCCGAUGUCCAUAAGCUCCUCCCCAGCCGCCAUACAGGAGGCCGGAAACUGGCAUCAACCGAGCAUGCCAUGCAUUUCCUCCUUCAGCGGAUACACCAGGCAUGGUCAGAGGGCAAGGUAGCCACCCUGCUCUUGCUGGACGUAUCAGGAGCGUACGACAACGUCUCCCCGGAACGACUCAUACACAACCUCCGGAAGCGUCGUGUCAGCGAAAAGAUCAUACGCUGGAUUGCAUCCUUUCUUAGCCACCGAACCACCACUCUCAAGCUGCAGGAAUACACUGCCACCUCGACACCUAUACAAACGGGGAUUCCACAAGGGUCACCCGUCUCACCAAUCUUGUACCUGUUUUACAAUGCCGACCUUAUCGAAGCAUGUAAAACGAAAGAUACAGAGGCGGUAGGUUACAUCGACGACGUGUCAAUCCUAGCGGUAGGCCCGACGUCACAGCGCAACUGCAAGACCCUGAAGGGAAUCCACCGGAAGGCCGAACAGUGGGCAGUAAAGCAUGGCUCCCAAUUUGCACCGGCGAAGUACGAGCUUGUACACUUCACAAGAGAUCCUAGGGCAAAUAGCACACAUGCCCUUCGCCUGCCUCACAACACGGUCAAGGCUUCCCCCUCGUGCCGUUACUUGGGCAUUCAUAUGGAUACCAAGCUACGGUGGGGAAACCACCGCGAAAAGCUAGAGACAGGCGCCACGCAACGGCUUUCGGCACUAUCGGCCCUCGCAUCCUCGACCUGGGGUACAGGGAUGAUCAACCUUCGGCAGGUAUACAGAGCGAUGAUAAUACCGCAGAUGCUUUAUGGGUGCUCCGCGUGGCACAUCCCCGGAAACGAUCAUAAUAGAGGUAGCGCCAUGAUCAAAGUCAUCAGAAGAAUCCAGAGACGAGCGGCCCAAAUCAUCACUGGGGCAUUCCGAACAACCGCCGGGGCAGCAGCAGACGUAGAAGCACACCUGCUCCCGGCGCAACAGCAGCUCGAACAGACAGCGCUAGAAGCGACAAUGCGCAUAAGAACGUCCCCCCUAUACGACGAUAUGGCUAUAGUGGAGGGAAACGAACAGAGCCCCCUUGACCGAUUCUCGAGCAUGUUGGAACGCAAGUAUGAGGUGCAACUUGAUCGACUUGAGAAACGCCAACCGCACGUUGUGCCGCCAUGGUGGACCCCCCCGGUUACUCGUAUCAAUGAGUCCGCCGAGGACGCGAUCAAGGAGCACGAUGCGACAGAGCCUGCAACAGUGUGCAUUUAUACUGAUGGGAGUGGUAUCGAAGGUCACGUCGGUGCAGCUGCUGUGGCACCCUCGCUCCGGGUUGGCGACAUUUGCACAAAACGGACUCAGUACAUGGGCGUGUCGAGCACGUCUACCGUUUAUGCGGCAGAGCUCAAGGGCCUUGCGCUCGCUUUGAAGAUAGUACUCGACAUCCACGCAACAGGUACCCCUCCCGGGAAGUGUGCCAUCUUCACCGACAACCAAGCCGCCAUCCAGUCGAUUAGGAACCCCAAGCACCCAUCGGGCCAAUAUAUUCUUGUCGAGGCCGUACGCGCGCUCGACAGUCUCCGACAGCUAGGAUGGGAAAUCGAGUUUCGCUGGAUCCCAGCACAUGUGGGAGUUCCAGGGAACGAAGAAGCCGACCGAGCGGCAAAGGAAGCCGCCGAACCCGCCCAAACCACCGAACAACCUGAACCGAGCCCGGUACGAACGUUGAUAGCAAUCACGAAAACCGCUAUCCGCCAAACGAUGGUACGCGAAUGGGAGACAUCGUGGGAAAACGCGAAAAAUGGCAGAGAUCUCUUUCGUCUCGGGAUCCGGCCAGGGAAAGCAAUCCUCGACACACACUUGAGAGCACAUAGAGCAGUCAGCUCAGCAAUCACACAGAUGCGCACAGGCAAGAUUGGCCUGCGAGCGUAUCUUCACGCCAUCAACAAGGCCGACACCGAUAAAUGUCAGUGCGGCUGCGGGCCGCAGACCGUACGACACGUCCUCCUGGAAUGCCGAAACUGGAUAGAGGAACGACACCGAAUGUGGGCAGGCAAGUCUCCAUGCGUAGACAUCAAACGCAUUCUCAGUAGCUCGUCAAUGGCGGUGCAAGCAGCAAAGAUGAUCUUGAGGACGGGGCUUCUAGGACAAUUCCAGUCGAUCCCGUCCACGGUACUCCAAUAUCACUAGCAUGCGAGUGCAUAACCAGUAUACAGAAGUUUAGGAAGGUCAGGAAAGGCCGGACAAGGCAGAGACACAGAACAGAUAGAGAGACUAUGUUGAAGGAAACCAACCAGAGCAGAUAGGGAAGCAAUUCGAGGAGGAAUGGCUUACUCUCUGAAAGCGAAGGGCGGGACUCCUGUAUUUAUAGUUGUACGCUGCAUAGCUGCCGAUAGGGCGGCUGGGACAGUCUAUGAAUA
Messenger RNA from Aspergillus melleus, 5389 nucleotides. RefSeq lists its product as uncharacterized. Gene Ontology annotation, molecular function: nucleic acid binding; RNA-DNA hybrid ribonuclease activity. The coding region runs from base 1365 to 5159 and encodes 1264 amino acids. The record is from RefSeq and is a predicted model, not a curated record. Lineage: Eukaryota; Fungi; Ascomycota; Eurotiomycetes; Eurotiales; Aspergillaceae. The transcript has a single exon.